Molecule: messenger RNA, 2553 nt
Organism: Cavia porcellus (domestic guinea pig)
Lineage: Eukaryota; Metazoa; Chordata; Mammalia; Rodentia; Caviidae
Gene: Hoxd8
Product: homeobox D8
Exons: 2
Coding region: 556-1413 (285 amino acids)
Biological process (GO): regulation of transcription by RNA polymerase II
Cellular component (GO): nucleus
Molecular function (GO): DNA-binding transcription factor activity, RNA polymerase II-specific; RNA polymerase II transcription regulatory region sequence-specific DNA binding
Source: RefSeq, a predicted model, not a curated record
GGCGGCGGCGCGGACGGCGGGAGGGGGUCGCGGGGGGGCAGAGUGAGAGGUGGUAGCGUAGCGGGCAGAGGGAGGUUUUUUUUUCAUUUCCCUUCAUAGCGAGGGUUUGUAAACCGUGGCCACAGAGUGUCCCCCGUGGGCCGGCGCACUUUUUUUUCUUGUCCCGGUGCGCUGGGGCUGCCCGGUGCGUGAGAGGAAACAGUGGAGGCGGCAGGGCAGGUCACCCGGGGCGUCGGCGAUUAGACUGCGGCCGAGCCGGCGCGCGCCGGGAGAGGCCGAGAGGGCGGCGGCGGGCGGGGGCUGGGCGAGGCCCCGCGACCCGCGAGGGAGGCGGCGCGAGGCCCAGGCGGCGGCGCGAGCACCGGGCAUGAGCGCCCAGUAGGCGAGCGCCCGGGCAGCCGGGCCGCAGAGGCGACGCGCGCGGCGUGCGGGCGGGCGGCGGCAACGACGUGGCCCGGCGGCCCCAGCGGCGCGAGCGGCCGCCCCAGAGGCCCCCGCGGCAGUGCGGCCGAGCUCGGGCGCGCUCCCUGCUGCUCCGCGGCCGCCGUCGCCCCGAUGAGUUCGUACUUCGUGAACCCGCUGUACUCCAAGUACAAGGCGGCGGCCGCAGCGGCGGCGGCGGCGGCGGCGGCGGCGGGCGAGGCCAUCAAUCCCACUUACUACGACUGUCACUUCGCGCCCGAGGCCGGCGGCCGCCACGCCGCCGCCCUGCAGCUCUAUGGCAACAGUGCCGCCGGCUUCCCGCACGCGCCCCCGCAGGCGCACGCGCACCCGCACCCGUCCCCACCGCCCGUGGGGCACGGGGGCGGCCCGGGCCCGGGGCCCGGCCAGGACUACUUCCACCCCGGCGGGGGCAGCCCGGCCGCUGCCUACCAGGCCGCCCCACCUCCUCCGCAUCCUCCGCCUCCCCCCUGCGGCGGGAUUGCCUGUCACGGGGAGCCCGCGAAGUUUUACGGAUACGAUAACUUACAGAGACAGCCGAUUUUUACGACCCAGCAAGAGGCCGAGCUGGUACAAUAUCCUGACUGUAAAUCGUCCAGUGGUAAUAUUGGCGAGGACCCAGACCACUUAAAUCAGAGCGCGUCUCCUUCUCAAAUGUUUCCCUGGAUGAGACCACAAGCUCCUGGUAGACGAAGAGGAAGACAAACCUACAGUCGCUUCCAAACCCUAGAGCUGGAAAAGGAAUUCCUGUUUAACCCUUAUCUGACCAGGAAGAGAAGAAUUGAGGUUUCCCAUGCUCUAGCCCUCACGGAGAGACAGGUAAAAAUCUGGUUCCAGAACAGGAGAAUGAAAUGGAAAAAGGAGAACAACAAGGACAAAUUUCCCGUUUCCCGGCAGGAGGUGAAGGACGGGGAAACCAAAAAGGAAGUUCAAGAGCUGGAGGAAGACAGCGCUGAAGGCCUUGCAAAUUAACUUUUACCUUUAAAAUUUUACCACACACAAUUAAAACUAAUGAUCUACAUAUGCUGGUGGACACCUUUUUUUUUUUUUUUUUUGCAAAGGACCUUACCUGUGUUUCAAGCUACCUUAUGUCACUGCUCUUGAGGUUUCUAGGAUUUGAGAGGGAUUUGGGUGUUUAAAAAAAGUUUCUAGGAUGGCACAGAAGCAGUCCUUGUGCUAUCCUAUGAUAGGGUAAUUUGAUAUUGACCUUGUAGCUAUAUUUUUAUAAUGGUAGUUUUUAAUGUCUGAGCUGGUGAUUUGCCUCAACAACAUAAACUUCCUAAUGAUUAGCACUAAAUAGUUGAAUAUAAAAUGCUUUAUUAAUCAAACAAGUGCACUUGAACAGUUUAAAUCUUUUCUUUAUGGUGAGUAAAUUAAAAGAAAUUAUUAAUUUUUUAAAAAAAUUAUGCCUGCAGAAUAUUUACUUUAUAUUAUUUGAUUAAAAUGUAUUAUUUAUGGUUUUUCUUUUACCUUUUAUAAUGAAUGGUUUGGGUGUCUUUUGUUUACUCCUAAAAGGUUGCUUUGAGCAUUUUGCAAAUGUAAUAUGUCAGGGAAAUGUCUGGGCCAAAUAUUCAAAAAGCACAUGUUAGCUGAAGAGUGUAACUUAUAGUUCAGGCUCUGCAGCUUCCUUAAACUGCAAGUGUUGGGCCAGUCACAAGUUUCAGGACAAUGUCAAAGCUGACAUUUAAUCAUUGUAGUCCAUACAAAUUAUGGCAAUUAAAUAAUCAAGAGUGAAUAAUACUUGAAAAGCCAAUUACAAGAUUUUCAGUUCUUACUUUAGCAAAUUGUCUUGCUUUCAUUUUGAAUCUCACUUGUAAUUGCCUGGAAAUCGCUAGGUUUCUGUGCCAAGGUCGUCAUGAUUUUUUUUUGAGUAGGUGCCAUAUUUAUUUGUAUUACUUCACUCUUCGCUUGCUCUGUUCGCAUGUUCCUUUUAAGCCAACUUGCUGUGUGCGUUUCAGAUGUCGGUUGGUACGUCCUCUGCUCUUCUUCAGGAAAGAUAUGGCCUCAUGUAUUUGAAACAAGCCCUGAGAGCAAACGCAGAAAUCUCUGAGUGUAAACAGCUGCUCCAGAACAUAGCUUGCUCUUCAAUAAAGAAAUGAAUGUCUUUCUAGA